AAGCACCGCCUGCGAUCGGAGUGACGUGCCGCUCAGCCAAUGGGGCCUCGACGGCGAGCGGCGGGUGUGCGUCCCUCAGCACGGCUCCCUGGGCCCGGCCCGGUCCGGUCCCGUCCCCGCUCCCGGGUCCCAGCCUGCCCUCGUCCCGUCUCCGGGCUCUCGUCCCGAUCCCGUAGCCGCCCGCCUGCCCCCGGGUCCUUCCCUGGCCCUGCCGGGUUCUCCCCGGGGUCUGUGCCCUGCCUGCGGCCUGCUAGGCCCCGGCCCUCCCCCGGGAGGAUCCUCUGGGCCUCACCGAGGGGCCUGUGGCGUCCGCGGCGGCUUCGGUAUCCCCGGCCUGCCCCAUGGUUCUCCGCAGGACCCCAGCCUGCCCGCUCCCCUGCUCCUCAUCCUGCUGGGGCUCCAGCCGCCCCCUUCUCCCCUCAGCAGCUGUCCCGUCAAUGCCUGGCAAGCAUCCCCUCACACCCGACUCCCCCUUCUCUCCCAGCAGCAUCCAGGGUAAGGCUACCCUCCGUCAGGUUCACCCUCUCCUCUCCUUCCCUUCAGCUCAGCCCCCUCCAUCAAGCUGCUGCCGCCAACCCCUGCCCGCACUCCUGGGGUACGGUGUUCCCCGGUGCCCACCCGUGGGCUGUGUCUGUGUGGCUGGGAAGGGCUGCAGCUCCGCGGAGCUGGGUGGCCACGCGCAUGAGGGUGUGCAGUAGCUGGCAGAGCCGUCCCUGCUCCGGCGCUUCCUGGGAGCCUGGUGUUGCGGGGACCCCUGCCCCGUUGCCUGUGGGCCUUUGCCUCCCGGGCAGUGGCUGAGGGCACACGGGGGAGCGGGGAUGCUGUAGGCGGGUUGGCAGCGGUUAACAGUCUUUCCAUCCUGCUGCAGAGGAAGCAGGAAGCUCGUACCUGGAAGGCCGGCACCAUGUCUAAGGUGGGUGAGGGUAUGAAAGCAAUAAAGAGGGUAAGGGGUCCCGCCGGGGAGGCUGGGCGAGGGGGGAGCUCAGCAAAUCGCUUUCCUCAUGCAGGCAGCCAGCCCAGAGCGACUGGCUCUCAGGUUGGGGCCUCGAGGGAGGCCGGGGGAUCUGGCUGCGAGGAACUUGACUCGCGCUCGCAGCAGGGUCCUUCAGCCGGCUCCUGCCCGCGGCAGGAUCAGCGGCUGCCCAAGUCCCUCCUCCUGGGCUCGGUGGCCGCGGAGCCCGAGCCGAGGGGCCCCAGUAUGCAGCCUGUGGAGCGCGGCUGGCACCUGAAGGGGGAGGGGGGCGCAGAGCCCCUCUCCCACGGCUGCCGUCUUCCAGCACGUGGCCACGGCCUCUCCUCCUCCUCCUCUUUUCCGUCUCAGGUGUGCCGCAGGCGCUCAGCGCCUCUCCGAAUGCCACGCAUCCGGGAUUUCAGACCCGACGUCUCUCGGCAGUGCAUCUCCUCCAGGGAUCCAGGGCUCUGGUGCAGCCCCGGGAUGUCACGGACGGCGCUGGAUGCAGAGCUGGGGACCGCGGAGGGGCCAGGUGUUGGCCCAGCGAGAACCGUGCAGCCGCCGAGCUGGAAAAACUCACCAGGAACGACCUCGGCGCUGCCUUUUGGAGAGGGGACAGGGCAGUGACGGGCAGCCCUGCUGCUGCUUCGGCACGCAGGACUUGAAGGCCCCCCCCCCUCCCCAACCCUUGCCCCCCCCUGGGGCUGGCAGCCGCUGCCGGGGCUGCACUGCAGCAGCCCCCCCAGGGAUGUGAAGGCGGCUUUUUUUUCCCCUCAACUGCUCCACGCUGCUGGCGCUGGCGGGGGCUGUUUGCUGGGGGUGGGAAACCAGAUAUCCUGCACCGCGGCUGGGGGAGCGGUGAGGCUGGCCCCACGCCGUGCGGGCAGGGGUGGAGGUGGGGAACCCCCUCCGGCACACUGCCGGGGGAGCCGGGCCGAGGCACCUUCCUUUGGCAGAGCCGCUCUCGCUGGCUUUCCCGGCGUGAGAGCUUGAGCACCUCUAUCCCGGCGUGGGGGCUGUCCCACUAACACCUCCACAGCCCCCACCCUCACCCUGGGGGUUGCAGUACCCCCCCCCCGAGCGAGUGUCAGGAGCCUUAUCGUCUCGGUGGCUCGCUGCCGGUCCGCAGGGCUCACCGCGUCUCCUUCCCCGCAGCAAGCGAGCGGCGGCAUCGCCCAGACCGGAGCAGUGUGCGGAGAAUCCCCCAUCUUAACCGGGGGCGGGGCGGGGGGGGAUCCAGAGCUGCUGCCCCAGACCGUGUCUGUUGGGUGCUUCCUCACCGAUUCAACACCAAAUCUGCGGCUCCCAACCAAUAAAUCGCCGCGGCACCGCCGCAGUGCGUGUCA
Messenger RNA from Aquila chrysaetos chrysaetos, 2298 nucleotides. RefSeq lists its product as uncharacterized. The coding region runs from base 905 to 1579 and encodes 224 amino acids. The record is from RefSeq and is a predicted model, not a curated record. Lineage: Eukaryota; Metazoa; Chordata; Aves; Accipitriformes; Accipitridae. The transcript has 3 exons.